GUUUGUUUUCCUGGCAUUAUAGUUGUCCUUUAAAGCAUCAUUUAAAAAAAAUGUUUCAAAAUCUGUCAUUUGCAGAACUGUUUGGGGCAUAUUUGCUAAAUUGGAAUCUGCAGAAAAUUUAAGAAAUUUGUAAAUUUUAGGUUGAAAUAAAAAAAACUGGGAAAAAAUGUUUACAAUUACUGUAAUGUCUGAGAGUGAUGGGUGCGAUCCUGCACAAAUGAUCUGAACAUGGCACACCGCUGGGGAUGGCCAGCUUCAUGCGUGGUUCAGUUUCUCGUAAUGGUUUAUGUUUUUGGUAAGAGAACAUACAUGUUCUUUCUUGUAAAUUUGACUCUCUGUGUUUGCAGUUAUCCCAGUAUGACUCCUAAACACAAAGAUACCAACACGGCCGGUAACGACGUCUUCCACAAAUUCUCUGCCUACAUCAAGAACCAGCUUAGUUCCCAGGACAGCCGUAAGUAGUGCAUCCCGCACCUCCUGGGGGGCUUUUAUUAAAGUGACAGCAAACAUGCACUGUACCUCUCCAAUGUUCCCAAGUCCGAUGCAGCGUUCAUACCAAAAAUGCCAUUAUCUUGUCUGCUGUCCACUUUCGGACGGCCAGAGAUUGAGCUUGGUUGAACUCAUUGUGCCACGAUUCCAUACUCUGUCUCGGGUUAAACCCCGGUGGAAGCCUGCCUGUUAGUGGAACGGGAUUGAGGUAGCAACUAGGAAAGCGUCAAUAAAGAAAAUCUCAACUAGAUCCAGCUAAUAAUUGGAUUAUUAUAACCAGGCUGAGAGCGUGCGUGUGUGUAGUAGGGGGUCAGCCCAGGAAUCAUCAGAAUGACUGCAUGGGGGCCAAGUUUUGGGUGUUGGAGACAAUUCUGAGUUUUCUCAAUCUAUGCAAAACAGACCAGAGAGAGGGGACCAUACCUAAAGCUUCACAGCACUAUAACCACAACAAUGAGCUGUAAUCAUACAAUAAGCUGUAGUGGUUAUGGUGCUGAUUAUGACUUUUUGCAAAUUGUUUAUUUCACUUACUGUUUUAUCUUAAGAGAACUGUGGCAUUCAGUAAUUUCAAUGUUCAGUUUAUAGAGAGCUGCAGGGUUCAGAGAGCACUCUAAUGACAGCUAAGGUGUUCACUCCCUAUGAAAGCUAUGGAGAGCUGCGGAGUUCAGUUCCCCGUACAAUCUACGGAGAGCUGCGGGGUUCCCCGUACAAUCUACAGAGAGCUGCGGGGGCUCCCCGUACAAUCUACAGAGAGCUGCGGGGGCUCCCCGUACAAUCUACAGAGAGCUGCGGGGGCUCCCCGUACAAUCUACAGAGAGCUGCGGGGGCUCCCCGUACAAUCUACAGAGAGCUGCGGGGGCUCCCCGUACAAUCUACAGAGAGCUAGGGAGAUACAAUCUACAGAGAGCUGCGGGGGCUCCCCGUACAAUCUACAGAGAGCUGCGGGGGCUCCCCGUACAAUCUACAGAGAGCUGCGGGGGCUCCCCGUACAAUCUACAGAGAGCUGCGGGGGCUCCCCGUACAAUCUACAGAGAGCUGCGGGGGCUCCCCGUACAAUCUACAGAGAGCUGCGGGGUUCAGUUUACAAUCUACAGAGAGCUGCGGGGUUCAGUGUACAAUCUACAGAGAGCUGUGGUUCCAAAACCCAGUCUGUAGGUUUAGAACACAUCAGAUGUGUAACUCAGUCUAUACAGAGGUAUUUAUUUUAUUGCGUUAACGAAAGUGAAAGUCUGGGUUCUCUGUGCAAGACCUCUUACAUCCGCAUCAUGCAAGCGGAACUAGUGUUUUGGAUGCAAACUGUCAGUUAAAGUUCAGAUUCCACGUUAUCAUCAGAAAUGCAGUAGCAAUUAAUAAAAAAAUCCUAUAUAAAAAUGAUUCUCAAUGUAAGCUUUAGCAGUCUAUACCAUUAGUCCAUAGUACCACCAGUACUUCAAAAUACAAUUCUUUUUUCGUUAAUAAAAGGGAUUAAUAUUCUAAUAAUAUAUUGACAUUAAACAAUAGAGCCAUUAUUUACAAAUUCAGCAACACAUGGACCCCAGUCCGAGUAAAAUAUCUAUCCCAUAAAAACACCAACAACACGUGUACAAAACUACCACCCAGUUAAAUCAUCUAGUUCAAAUAAACACCCAUUCCUUAGCAAUAUUACUUUAUCAUAUGAAAAAAAGGAAACGUAACACAUGCCACAACUUAGCCAAUCACAUCUACCAUACACACAAAACACAAUCUGCAACACACCGACCAAUAACAAAGUGCAAAAUGUGAGCACAUAAACCAUGUAUACAAAUACAUCAUGCAAUGUAACGUUAAAUCCUGGUAUCGGUCUUCCGUUUAAAGAGUCUCAUUAGAGAGAAACUAGAUUUCUACCCAUUAAACCAGGGUCAAUUCAAUGUGCUGCCCACACUGAAAGCUUACUGGCACAAUUCCAGCUCUAUAGGUCUAGGGCUAUAACUACCACGAUCUAAGGACAGUAUAGGACUGUAGUUAAAUAACUGGAAACAUACCAUCUCUUGACCCCGAUGUAAAUCUGGAAUGUGUGGCAUGAUUUCUCUAUUCACAGAAACUGACAAAAAACUCUUACUCCCCAAUUGUAGACGUUGAGAAUAAUUUCCUGCGCUCACUGGUGCGGUUAGACAAAUACCUCAAGACACCAUUGCCAUACGAAGAGAAGAUGAAUCCCGAACUGAAAGUCUCGAGCAGGAAGUUCCUGGAUGGCGAUAAACUGACGCUAGCAGACUGCAACCUCUUACCCAAACUGCACAUCAUCAACGUGAGUGACUCAACCUUCCAGUUAAGCACUGCAGCGGAAAACUUUGCCCUUAUCUUGCAUUCUGCUUUUUUAAAUUGUUGAAGGAAAAAAAAUGGUAAAAAUUAAGUUAAACGGACAGUCCAGGCACCAAAACAGCUUCAUCUAAAAGAAGUUGUCAUGGUGCCAGAAGGACCUCAGAGGCCAUCUGACCUCAAGACGUUAAACCAUUCUUGAACGGUUUAACCCCAACAGCGAUGUCUGCUACCUUCCCCGGCUGAUCUGGCUUCUGAAAUUUCAGAUUCAGGAAGUGCGGAGUGCCGCCAGGCAAGAGUGCUGCUGAUUGGCUGAGAGUGGUCAGCUGACAUCUUUUCCAAGCCGGUUUUGUGAAUGGGGAGCCACUCAGUUAGAUGAAGUUGUAUAGUAGUUACAAUCCGUUUGAAUCUCACAGUCACAACUAGAAAGUAUCUAAAUCCUACUGAAUUUAGUGAAUAAACAUAGGUUUUGAAUCUCUGUUAAUGUUAUUUGCAUUGUAAACCAUCAAUCCAAUUUAUGUAAAAAACAACCAGGACUGCUACAAAUAUACUGGUACAUUAUUAAACGGACACUCUAGAAUCUUUUCAUGUCAUUGAAGUGGUUAUAGCCCUCUGGCCCUGUACCUCCAUUCAGCAUUGACUCGUUUUUGAGCAGUUUAACAUUAAAUAAGGCUCCCUGGUUUUCCACAGCUCCACCCCCGCAGGAUUUGUGGCUAAGGCAUAGAUUACACACUUCCUUUUACACACACUAAUUCAUAUAUGCAAUGGGCGCUGUGAUAGGCUGAAUGUAGUCAGCUGACACUCUAAGCCAAUAGCAGCCACCCAUUGCUACUCAGAUUAAUGCUUCCUCAUUAGCCCAACCAGCACAGAAGGAAGGGGCUUCUGGGGACUCUCAUUGAAGUGAAAACCCACCAUUUAGGUGCCUUGCCACCCUCCCCUUAGUCCUCUCAGAAUGGGUUAAAACUCACCCUAUUUCCAGCUCUCCACGGGUCUGUCGGCGCUGGCCACACCCCCUUGGUGACAUCAUCAAAAUUGCAAGCAUUGGAUUGGCUAAAAUCGGCAAGAGGGCAGGCCAUUGAAUCAACGCAUAUCUAUGAGGAAAAUUCAGCGUCUCCAUGCAGAGCGUGGGGACGCUGAACGGGAGGGCUGCCUACUGUGCAGCAGUGCCCCAGGAAGCACCUCUAGUGGCCAUCUGAGGAGUGGCCACUUAGAGGUAUUCCUAGGGGCAAUGUAAACACUGCCUUUUCUCUGAAAAGGCAGUGUUUACAUGAAAAUGCCUGACGGCAAUGAUUAUACACACCAGAACAACUACAUUAAGCUGUAGUUGUUCUGGUGACUAGAGUGUCCCUUUAAAAACAGCUUAAUGCUGAAUGUAAGGAUGGCACCAGAGCACUCCAGACACCAUAACCACUUCAAUGAGAUAACCCAGUUACAGUGCCCCUUUGAGUAUUAUUAUUUUUUAAACCCUGCACAGAUUACAAAAGACAAGGAGAUUCAAAAGCAUGUUACAACCUCUACAGAUAGUUUAAAGCAUAAUGUUCUUUAUUGAUAAUUUAGCCAAAGGAAGAAAAAAAGAAAAGUGAAACCUAAAAGAAUUUCACCUGCCUGCUCACCUAGUCUGUCUCUUUCCUUCUACAUUAAACAGAUUGUGUGCAAACAUUACCGCAAGUUUGAGAUUCCAGCGGAACUUAUGGGUCUGAGAAGGUAUCUCGACAACGCCGCACAGCUCAAGGAUUUUACGUAUACCUGUCCAAACGAAAAGGAAAUCCUUCUGUCUUACAGUUCCGUGGUCAAGCCGAUGAAUCAGUGAGAUUGGAUGUGGCUUCCCCUUCUCCAAAAAUGUGGUGCAACAGGAGUGAAAGAAAAUGCAGCGUUGUGAUCAAUUUAAAAACUAUUUCAGCGGAACUGCUCGGUCCUCCCACUACUUGUCCAUCAGCCAUCAGCCUGGAGGCUAAGCGGCUGCUGAAAGAAAUGACAUAAUACAUGAAAUAAUGCACACCAUAAACAAACAAACAAACAAACAUUCUUAUACACACCUAAAGUAAAAGCCAAAAAAAAAAAAAAUCUACAGGUAUCUACCCUCCAGGAACUAGCGAACAAUCCGGCCGUAUUGUCACACGAGAUGAAGUGGACAUAUUCCCUUAUGCAGAAGUAUAUUUGAAGAGAAAGGUAGACGCAGCAGAAUUCUAGAUCUGGAGAGAAUCCUGCCCUGCCCACAACGCAUUUUACAUUCAACUAAUACCACAAAGUGCAUGUCUCAUAUCACUGUCAUUUAAUGUCCCGCAUACCCCAGCUGACCAGUUUAAAACCCAUCAAUAUCUUGUAGACAUGACACAUAAUAUUACAUAUUGCUAAAUAAAUAUAUAAAAAAUCCAGUUCAUUCUCCUUCACAUAAAAUAAAAUUCUUUAAAACCUAGCAGUAUUUCCAAUACAAAUUAAAAGUAUUCAGUGCAGAAAAAAAAAGCCAAAGGGGGGGGAAUUUUACAAUGGCAAAAUGAGUAGGUUCAUUAAUAAGUUCAUUCUUUCAAAUUUUCCUUUUCAAAUCAGAAAGAAGAGGUAAACACCCACCAGGAAACCUUCAUACGAUGUGAUCAAACAUGGCAGGGGUUACAUUUAUUUAAUGACCGUUUAUUAUUAUAUAAGCUUUACUAUCCUUGUUAAUUUAAAAGUGUCAUGAUUUUUCAUGCAUUUAACAAUUUUUGCUGUAAAUAAAGCUUUUUUUUUGUCAUUAAA
Pelobates cultripes (western spadefoot toad) is the source of this 5496-nucleotide messenger RNA. NCBI's taxonomy places the organism in Eukaryota, Metazoa, Chordata, Amphibia, Anura, Pelobatidae. The record is from the annotation of a GenBank genome assembly.